This is a messenger RNA of Bombyx mandarina (wild silkworm), 333 nucleotides long. RefSeq names its product U-scoloptoxin(01)-Er1a. Gene Ontology annotation, cellular component: extracellular region. Gene Ontology annotation, molecular function: chitin binding. NCBI's taxonomy places the organism in Eukaryota, Metazoa, Arthropoda, Insecta, Lepidoptera, Bombycidae. The record is from RefSeq and is a predicted model, not a curated record.
AUGACGAAUUUAUUCUGCCUUUUGGUAUCGAUGGGUGUAGCAGCAGUACUGUCCCAGCAGGCCAUCGACUAUUACCACGUGCUGCACCUUCCCCACCACCCCCCACUCCACCCUGUAUACGACCACGCACCCCCCACUCGCUUCUCCUGCGCCGGACGACAGAAAGGAUACUACGCUGAUAUAGACAGUGGAUGUCAAGCCUAUCACUUCUGCUGGCGGCAACGUCUGAUCAGCACCGACUUGUGCUCAAAGGGGACGCUCUUCAACGAACAGUUUCAGGUCUGCGAUCACUUCUACAACGUUCGCUGCGGUUCGCCCUAUGAAGAUCUUUAA